Molecule: messenger RNA, 2189 nt
Organism: Westerdykella ornata
Lineage: Eukaryota; Fungi; Ascomycota; Dothideomycetes; Pleosporales; Sporormiaceae
Product: acyl-CoA synthetase/AMP-acid ligase-like protein II
Exons: 7
Coding region: 140-1939 (599 amino acids)
Biological process (GO): fatty acid metabolic process
Molecular function (GO): medium-chain fatty acid-CoA ligase activity
Source: RefSeq, a predicted model, not a curated record
CAGAGCUACCCCGCGUUUCAACCGCGGCUAACGGUCUACUUCCGCGUCCAGCCGCCAGCCAUCACGUCCUUAGAGCUUCCUCUUCUUGCAAGAUGGCUGGCUUUUCCAAGUCGUUCGUUCCCCUGCGUUCUGCAGAACAAUGCAGCGCACAGUAAUAUCUCGUUCACUAUGGCGCGUUCCUUUCUGCCCCAUCUCACUGCGCGGCCUUUCGACGCAGGCGUUCAGUGUUGGCCCCACGAAGCCCCCUUUACUUGAGCAGACAGUUCCUGAGCAUUUUGCUGGUGUUGUCCGACAAUAUGGGGACGUGAAUGCUGUCAUAUCCCACCAUCAACGCAAACGAUUGACGUACGACGCUCUUGAUCGGGACUCCAAUGCAUUGGCACGGGGCCUUCAGAAACUGGGCGUGAAGAAGGGAGACCGUGUUGCUGUCUCCCUUGGGAAUAACAUCGAGUAUGCGACUGCCACAUACGCACUUUUUAAGCUUGGCGCUAUACUGGUGCCCCUGAAUCCUGCAUUCAAUGCACCCCAGGUCCUAUCGGCUCUUAACCACCUAACUGCUUCCCACUUGAUAAUUGGUGCGGAGACGAAUCUGCCACGCAAAGCACCACGUUCCAACAUUCCGCUACUGUCACAUCUGGUACCCGACCUUGAAGGCUCGAAGCUCGAAUCGGAGCUUGUCCCGUCACUUCAGAAGAUCAUAUUAGUAAACAAUUCCGACGGACGAGUAGCAACAGAGGCGUACAGAAGCACUACACAGUAUGAAAAGGUGCUUGAGGAUGGAGGAGCCGGCCAGGCGCUUCCCGACCAACGACUAGACCCUCACAACAUUGUCAACAUCCAAUUCACCUCCGGCACGACAUCCAUGCCGAAAGCCGCCUGCCUGUCGCACCGCUCUAUACUGAAUAAUGGCAACAGCAUCGGAGACAGGAUGCUGCUUACGCCAAACGAUGUCGUGUGUUGUCCACCUCCGUUGUUCCAUUGCUUCGGUUGUAUCCUAGGAUACAUGGCCACAGCCACUCACGGCUCGACAAUCGUCUUUCCAAGUGAAGCCUUCAAUGCUUUGGCUACCCUGGAGUCAGUCCGAGAUUACAACUGCACAGCGUUGUACGGAGUGCCCACAAUGUUUGUAGAAGAGUUGGAACUCCUUGCUAGCGGCCGCAUAUCAACGGAAGGCCUAAAACAUCUGCGCACCGGGAUAGCAGCGGGGUCGUCAAUCCCGGCAGAGCUUAUGCGGAAGCUGCACAAGAUCAUGAACCUUACAGAGUUGACCAUUUGCUACGGUAUGACGGAGACGUCGCCAGUAAGUCUGAUGACCACUACGGAUGACCCCAUCGACAAGAGGAUCGAUAGCGUAGGAAGACUGCUCCCCCACGUGAAAGCCAAGGUAGUUAAUCCGGCCGACCGGUCACAAACACUUGAAGUCGGUCAACGAGGUGAAUUGGCAGUAUCAGGGUACCUUCUAAUGAAGGGAUACUGGAACGACGAGGCUCGGACUCGCGAAGUCCUUGUGCCGGACCAAAAUGGCGAGAUGUGGAUGCACACCGGAGACGAGGCAUCUAUGGACGCAGAGGGUUAUGUCAAGAUCACCGGACGUAUAAAAGAUCUUAUCAUCCGAGGUGGUGAGAAUAUCCACCCUCUCGAGGUGGAGAAUUGCCUCUUUGCGCAUCCCAAGGUUCAAGAGGUGAGCGUUGUGGGGCUUCCGGACGAGCGGUAUGGCGAGUGUGUGGCUGCAUUUGUGAUACCCCAUGAGAAACUGGAUGAGAAGCUCACGGCGGACGAGGUUCGAGGAUGGGUGAAGACCAGGCUGAGUCAUCAUUUGGUGCCCAAGUAUGUCUUUUGGGUUGACAAUUAUCCGAAGACAGCCAGUGGGAAGAUCCAGAAGUUUAAGCUGAAGGAGCAAGGGAUGGAGAUGUUGCAGCAAGGGAAGGGACUGCAAUAACAGAGGUAUGAAUGAAUGAAGUUUUACAUGAUUUGCAUUGCUUUACUGGUAUCAUAGUGGCGUUCUAGUGUGCGUUUUCGAUCCAAACACUUCCUCUACUAAGCGUACUGACGGGUAUGCCGUAUGCCGUACAUGCUCGCCUGCCCGUGCCCCCAAUAGCUGCCGGUAGGUGCACUUGCUCUCCCACCAGGAUCCCUUCAUUACUGCAACACCAUUUGCGUCCCAAUGCAAGCAUGCUGGUAUUGUACGC